AUGGUGAAUAAAAUGAUGGGAAAUUGUGGGACUUGUUUGUUGGGGAAAGUGCUGAAGUGUAGCUAUCAUAAAGGGGAGAAUUAUUUGGAAAUAGUCAUUGACGUAUGGAGCUUAGCUAUACCGAAAGUAGUCUUGCUUUUGGGGCUAAAGCAUAUGACGGCAAUGACGAUUGAUAUGGGGUUUGUUGUGGAGGUGCAGGUGAAGGAGUUGUUGGAGAAAUUGAUUGGCGCAAUGAGGAUUGCGUCGCUGACAUUUAUGGAGACGCCAGCCAUGGCAGCGAAGAAGGCAGAGUCAGUGGGGAAGGGGACAGCGAAGGUAAACGAUGGGACAGAUUGA
Asparagus officinalis (garden asparagus) is the source of this 336-nucleotide messenger RNA. Its product is annotated as protein ENHANCED DISEASE RESISTANCE 2-like. The record is from RefSeq and is a predicted model, not a curated record. The transcript has a single exon. NCBI's taxonomy places the organism in Eukaryota, Viridiplantae, Streptophyta, Magnoliopsida, Asparagales, Asparagaceae. Bases 1 to 336 code for a protein of 111 amino acids.